AUGGACGGCAGCGGAAAGGGCCCUUCUUCCGCGCCUGACGGCGGCGGUUCCUGGCCCGUCGGACCGAAUCGGACGCGCGACGGCUCUUACGGCGGCGGCGGCGGAGAAAGCGGGCUUGGCGCAGGCAGAGACAUGGGCGGACCUGGCGCGGGGAUGGGACCGGGGGGAACGGGGGGUAUGGGGAUGAUGGGCAUGGGACCCAUGGGCGGAAUGGGGAGUAUGGGGGGAACGGGCGGAUCGGGCGGAAUGGGAGGUACGGGGGGGAUGGGGGGUGCGGGAUACGUGUUUGAUCCGAUGUAUCCACAAGGGUACGGGGGACUCAGCGGCGGCGGCGGAGGAGGCGGAGAUCCGUCGCGGAAGUGGGGAAAAGGGGAGGGAUCCGCGGAAGGUGGCGCGCAGGCGGGAUCCGGACCUGGCAUGGGAGGCAUGGCCGGGCCUGGAGGUAUGGGAGGGUCGGGGCCUGGUAUGGGCCCUGGAGGUAUGGGUGCUGGAGGCAUGGGCUCAGGCAUGGGUUUUGGCAUGGAUGCGGGCGCGCGGGGAGGGGGAGGCGGAGGGGGGUGGGGAAUGGGGAGUAUGGGGGGGAUGUCAGGCAUGGGGAACAUGGGCAUGGGCGGGAACAUGGGCGGAGGCAUGGGGAUGGGAAUGGGCGGAGCGGGCGGAAUGGGGAUGAACAUGGGAUAUGGCCCUGGUCCAGGGGGAAUGGACGGGCCUGGCGGAUGGGCAGGCGGAGGCGGAGGAAGAGGGGGAAUGCCAGGCGGCAUGGGGGGAGGGGGAGCGGGAGGCGGAGGGGGAGGUGGGGGCGGCAUAGGGACCGGUGCAGGGGCAGGCGCAGGGGCAGGUUCGGGGGGGGGCGGAGGAGGCGCUGGGAUGGGCGGAGGUGGGCCAGAAACGGGUGGUAUACCACCAAGAGCGCCCCAGUCAGGCCCAGCGAACGGCCCUGGUCGGGGGGGCAUAUUCUACCGCACGAAAAUGUGUGUCAAGUUCCGCAACGGCGUGUGUCCGUACGUGAGCAACUGCAACUUCGCCCACACGCAGGAGGAGCUGAGAAGGCCCGUGCCCAGCUGGGGAGGGGAUGAUAUGGCGGGGCGCAAGGGCGCGGGGGAUGGCAGGGGGCCGGCACGAGGAGGCGCGACACUGAUGCUUUGGCUGACUCUUUAUUUCUUCCCUUCCCGUUGUCUUGUCGGCCAUUACCAGCAGCAGCAGCAGCAGCAGGCACCACAAGCAUCUGAGGCACAAGGGCCCGCCAGCAAGGCAACGUCUGGUGCUGCUGGCGAAGGUGCUGGUGGGGCUGGUGGCAUUGCCAAGGGAGGGGCGCCAGGGGAAGGAGCAGGGGGAGCAACCGGGCCUGCAGGGGCGGACGCUCCUUCUGCAUCAGCUGCUGCUGCUGACAGUGCUGGUGGCAGUGCUGGUGGAGGGGGGGGAGCGGUUGGGGGAGGGGGAGGCGGGGGAGGGAGUGUGGGCAUGGGGGCGACGGGCAAGCCACCCAACUGGCGCACGCGCAUGUGCCACCGGUGGGAGAUGACUGGCAACUGCCCCUUCGGUGACAAGUGCCACUUCGCCCACGGGGUCCAUGGUACGUGCUGCCGCCUUGCUGCUGCUGCUGCUGCUGCUGCUGCUGCUGCUGCUGCUGCUGCUGCUGCUGCUGCUGCUGCUGCUGCUGCUGCUGCUGCUGCUGCUGCCUUGCUGCUUCUCUCAAGUUCCAGCUUAGAGCUGCAGAGGUACGGGGGAGGGCCCAUAGACCCAUCCAUGCUGCCGCCGCCCUACGCCGACCAGUUCCACCGCAUGGGACCCGGCAUGCCCCCCAUGGGCGCCAUGGGGGGGUCAAUGGGCGCAAUGGGGGGAGGCCUUGGGGGAAACGUUCCCCCUGACUUCCCCCCCUAUGGGCCCGGCGGUGGGCCUGCUGGUGGGCCUGGCUUCCCCGGUGCUGCUGGGAUGGGUGGGGGUGGGGUGGGAGCGGUGCCUUUUCUCCGCCCUCCUCCCCUGGGGUUUGGUCCUGGGGGUGGGGCGAUGGGGAGAGGAGGGCCCAUGCCUGGCCAAGUGGUGGUGCAGGGCGCGGGACCAGGGCCGCGCUACGGGCACGUGAUGGCGCUCGUGGGGCAGCGCUUCCUGCUCUCCAUCAGCGGCAACGACGGCAAGCGGCCGUUGGCGGAUGUGUGGACGCUGGACACGGCGGCGAAGCCGUACGAGUGGAAGAAGCUGGAGCCCGAUGGCGAGGGGCCGCCGCCGUGCAUGUACGCCACCGCCAGCUCAAGGCACGACGGGCUGCUGCUGCUCUGCGGCGGGCGCGACGGGAGCAGCGUGCCCCUGCCAGGUGCGUAUGGCUUGGCGCGGCACCGAGAUGGGCGGUGGGAGUGGGCCAUCGCCCCCGGCGUGUCUCCCUCCGCGCGCUACCAGCACGCUGCUGUGUUUGUGAACCUGCGCCUGCACGUGUCGGGUGGAGCCCUGGGAGGUGGUCGCAUGGUGGAGGAUGCGUCCAGUGUGGCAGUGUUGGACACGGCAGCGGGCGUGUGGUGUGACCGCAAGGGCACGGUGGCGGUGGCGAGGACGGGGCGCUUCAGUGCGGACGCGCCUGGCGGCGACGCCAGCACGGAGCUCACCCGCCGCUGCCGCCACGCCGCUGCUGCUGUUGCCAACUCCAUCUUCAUUUAUGGUGGCCUCCGGGGCGGCAUUCUCCUGGAUGAUCUGCUGAUCGCCGACGACUCGCCACCGGAGCCGCCGCCGCUGCCUGCCCCGUCCGCCAAGGCGGAGGGCGUGGGCAACCGCAGGCCGCCCGUGGCCCCCCGCAAGGGGGCGCGCGGGGACGCUGCUGCUGCCUCCGCCGCUGGCAGGGAGGCUGACGGCGGGGCUCAUGCUCGCGACCACCUCACCAGUGGUGAGGAGGGCGCGGAUGGGCUUUCUUUCAACGGCAGGGGGGGCGUGCCAGGGAGGGGCGGGGCGGGGGGCAGCGACGAGGAGGAGGAGGAGGAAGAAGAGGAGGGGGACGCGGACGACAGCAGCAGCGACGGCCUUCACCCCAGCACGUCCAGCCUCACCAGUCACAGCGACGAUGGCAGGAGUGACACCCCCGACUUCAAAGGCGGCGUGCGCCUGCACCACCGCGCUGUGGUGGUCUCGGCAGACCCAGGCGGCAACAGUCUGGGCGGGCUGGUGCGUCAGCUGUCCAUCGAGCACUUUGAGAACGAGGGCCGCCGCAUCAGCUACAGCCCUGACGGCGUGCAGGCGCACCGACGCCUCCUCGACAGGCAGAUGUCCAUCCAGGGCGUGCAUAAGAAGGUGCUGCAAACGCUGUUGAAGCCGAGGGGGUGGAAGCCUCCGGUGAGUCGGCAGUUCUUUCUGGACGUGCAUGGCGUGGUGGAGCUCUGCGACCUCGCAGAGACACACUUCAAGAACGAGCCCUCCGUUCUGCAGAUACGAGCGCCUGUGAAGAUCUUUGGCGACCUACACGGGCAGUUUGGUGACCUCAUGCGCCUCUUUGACGAGUACGGCUCGCCCUCCACCGCCGGCGACAUUGCGUACAUAGACUACCUGUUUCUGGGCGACUAUGUAGACAGGGGGCAGCACAGUCUGGAGACUAUCAUUCUGCUGCUCGCUCUCAAGAUUGAGUUCCCGCGCAACGUGCAUCUGAUUCGAGGCAACCACGAGGCGGCGGAUAUCAAUGCGCUCUUUGGCUUCCGAAUGGAGUGCAUCGAACGCAUGGGCGAGGAGGGCGGCAUAUGGGCGUGGCACCGCAUCAACCAGCUGUUCAACUGGCUGCCGCUAGCAGCGCUGAUAGAGCACAAGAUCCUGUGCAUGCACGGGGGCAUAGGGCGCUCCAUCCAGCACGUGUCACAGAUCGAGGAGCUCAAACGCCCCAUCACCAUGGAGGCUGGAUCCAUGGUUCUCAUGGACCUGCUCUGGUCGGAUCCCACGGAGAACGACAGCAUAGAGGGCCUGCAACCCAAUGCCAGAGGACCAGGCCUUGUCACUUUCGGACCCGACCGAGUGAUGGAGUUCUGCCACACCAACGACCUGCAGCUCAUCAUUCGAGCGCACGAGUGUGUCAUGGACGGCUUUGAGCGCUUCGCAGGGGGCCACCUCAUCACGCUCUUCUCCGCCACCAACUACUGCGGCACGGCCAACAACGCAGGGGCCAUCCUGGUGUUGGGGAGGGACCUGGUGGUCUUCCCCAAGAUGAUCCACCCGCUGCCGCCCACUGGCAACCCAGCCAACUCGUCUGAUGACCAGGAUGACACGUGGAUGGCGGAGCUCAACUCGCAACGGCCACCCACACCAACAAGGGGCCGCCCGCAACCAGGCAACGACCGCAACUCCCUCGCCUUUAUCUAG
Messenger RNA from Closterium sp. Naga37s-1, 4326 nucleotides. NCBI's taxonomy places the organism in Eukaryota, Viridiplantae, Streptophyta, Zygnematophyceae, Desmidiales, Closteriaceae. The record is from the annotation of a GenBank genome assembly.